UCGUCACUCUCGCUGGCCAUCUUCGGAUGACGAAGAUGGCACCCGAAGGUGAAUUCCCCAGCGCAUUACACAAUAUAAUAUUACCCUAUCAGAAAUAAAAAAGAGCAAUGGCCAAAUGGGCGUCGUCUUCCGCGUGCGCGCGGUUGACCUUCGUAGGUCUACAGAUGAGGUUGAUCUCUUUCCCUUCGCCGUCGAGAAAGAUGGAUGGUUCCACAGGAUCAUCCCUAUAUAUAUAUUUAUGAAGGGAGCUGAGAGGAUGGGUUCUCCGAGUGGUCUCGAGGAUGGAAACCUUGGCGAGGGAGGGGAAGGAACCAGCGGGGUUGGCCUCUCCUCUCUGAUCUUUCUCGGGACCGGUUGCUCUAACACGGUCCCCAACGCCAGGUGCUUGAUCCAGCCUUCUGAUCCUCCUUGUGCCGUCUGCACCCAGUCCCUCUAUGUGCACCCCGAGAAGAACCCUAACUACAGGUGCAACACUUCUCUUUUGAUUGAUUAUUGUCAAGAUGAUGGUGUACACAGAUAUAUUAUUAUUGAUGUUGGAAAGACCUUCAGGGAACAAGUUUUGCGGUGGUUUACUCACCACAAAAUUCCUCAAGUAGAUUCUAUUAUUCUAACUCAUGAACAUGCAGAUGCAAUUUUUGGUCUUGAUGAUGUUCGGAUUGUACAAUCAUUUAUUCCAUUUAGUCCUCCAAAUGAUAUUGAUCCAACACCUAUUUAUGCUACAAAAUUUACAAUGGACAGCAUUGCUAUAAAAUUUCCAUAUUUAAUGAAUAAAAUGUGGAAAGAAGGUCAAGAGGUGACGCCAAUUGCUCAGCUUGACUGGAAAGUAAUUGAAAGUGACCCUGAUAUAACAUUUAUGGCAUCAGGCCUAGAGUUUGUUCCUUUGCCAGUAUUGCAUGGUGAGGACUAUGUUUCUUUAGGUUUCCUUUUUGGGCAACAGUCAAGAGUUGCAUAUAUAUCUGAUGUUUCACGUUUCCCUGAUAGCACUGAGAAUCUUAUUUCUAAAUCUGGAGGACAGCUGGAUCUUCUGAUCAUAGACACUAAUUCACUACACAAGUCUCUUGAUGCUGUGAAGAGAAUUUGCCCCAAGCAGGCUCUGCUAAUUGGAAUGACACAUGACUAUGAUCAUCACAAGCUUAACGUGUUACUUGCAGAAUGGACCAUGCGAGAAGGAAUCCCAGUGCAGCUUGCUUAUGAUGGUUUACGAGUGUUCAUUGAUUUGUAAUUAGGUACGAUCCCUAAAUCAUGGAAUCUUUUCUCUUAAACAAUGGUGAAUGUUUAUUUGUCAGGCUUAGCACUAUUUUUACUUGAGGAUGCAACGUCUCCAAAUGCUGAACCUGCUACUUGCUUGCUCUUCUAAUGAACAUGUGGUACAGAAAUGCUUAAUAUCUCUUGAAAUUGUAAGCACCUUAUUUGUUCUGUGGGUUCUUGAGAUUGCCAAUAUCAAUAAAAUCUCGUAGGUUUCCAAAUAAGAA
Molecule: messenger RNA, 1472 nt
Organism: Musa acuminata AAA Group (dessert banana)
Lineage: Eukaryota; Viridiplantae; Streptophyta; Magnoliopsida; Zingiberales; Musaceae
Product: putative hydrolase C777.06c
Exons: 9
Coding region: 116-1222 (368 amino acids)
Source: RefSeq, a predicted model, not a curated record